Messenger RNA from Suncus etruscus (white-toothed pygmy shrew), 1773 nucleotides. It is a transcript of the gene TRIM29, whose product is annotated as tripartite motif containing 29. Lineage: Eukaryota; Metazoa; Chordata; Mammalia; Eulipotyphla; Soricidae. Gene Ontology annotation, molecular function: zinc ion binding. The transcript has 9 exons. Bases 1 to 1773 code for a protein of 590 amino acids. The record is from RefSeq and is a predicted model, not a curated record.
AUGGACAACGCCACCGACACUGCCAGGAGCAACGGUGCCAGCCCAGAAGCCCGGGAAGCCCGCAGCCCACCUGGGCCUAGCAGUAGCCCAGACAUCGUCGGGGCCAAAAGUGACAAAGAUGCCAAGAGCCACAACGGGCAUAACGGGGAGGCCACAGCUGAGGGCAAGAGUCAGGGCGGUGGCCCCAAGACUGGGGAGGGCAGGAGCGCCUUAUUUUCUGGCAAUGAGUGGCGGCGGCCAGUCGUGCAAUUCGUGGACUCAGUGGAUGACAAGGCUUCUUCAAGCUACUUCAGCAUGGACUCCGGGGAAGGCCGGCGCUCACCCUAUGCAGGCCUACAGCUGGGUGCUGCCAAGAAACCGGCCGUGACCUUUGCAGAUAAGGGGGAGCUUCGCAAGAGCCUCUUCUCCGAGCCCCGAAAGCCCUCGGUGACCAUCGUGGAGCCGGGUGAGGCCCGACGCCACAGCUUCCCCCGGCAGGACACUGGACCCAGCCUGCGUGCCAAGGCCACCGAGGAGGUGCUAUGCGACUCCUGCAUCGGCAACAAGCAGAAGGCCGUCAAGUCAUGCCUGGUGUGCCAGGCCUCCUUCUGUGAGCUGCAUCUCAAGCCCCACCUGGAGGGUGCCGCCUUUCGAGACCACCAGCUGCUGGAGCCCAUCCGGGAUUUUGAGGCCCGCAAGUGCCCGCUGCACGGCAAGACCAUGGAGCUCUUCUGCCAGACGGACCAGACGUGCAUCUGCUACCUGUGCAUGUUCCAGGAACACAAGAACCACAGCACCAUAACCGUGGAGGAAGCCAAGGCCGAGAAGGAGACGGAGCUCUCCCUGCAGAAGGAACAGCUGCAGCUCAAGAUCACAGAGAUAGAGGACGAGGCUGAGAAAUGGCAGAAGGAGAAGGACCGCAUCAAGAGCUUCACCACCAACGAGAAGGCCAUCCUCGAGCAGAACUUCAGGGACCUGGUGCGUGACCUGGAGAAGCAGAAGGAGGAGGUGCGGGCGGCGCUGGAGCAGCGCGAGCAGGAUGCGGUGGACCAGGUGAAGGUGAUCGUGGAUGCGUUGGACGAGCGGGCCAAGGUCCUGCACGACGACAAGCAGACGCGGGAGCAGCUGCACAGUAUCAGCGACUCGGUGCUCUUUCUGCAGGAAUUUGGGGCCCUGAUGAGUAACUACUCACUGCCACCACCCCUGCCCACCUACCACGUCCUGCUGGAGGGUGAGGGCCUGGGUCAGGCUCUGGGCAUCUUCAAGGACGACUUGCUGAACGUAUGCAUGCGGCACGUAGAGAAGAUGAGCAAGGCUGACCUGAGCCGCAGCUUCAUCGAGAGGAGCCACAUGGAGAAUGGGAGUGACCACCGCUACAUGAACAACUACAUGAACAACAGCUACAACAGCGAGUGGGGCGCGCCUGACACCAUGAAGAGGUACUCAAUGUACCUGACACCGAAAGCAGGGGUCCGGACAUCCUACCAGCCGGGAUCCUCCAGCCGCAUCACCAAGGAAACUAACCAGAAGAACUUCAAUAACCUCUAUGGCACCAAAGGGAACUACACAUCGAGAGUGUGGGAGUUCUCCUCCACCAUCCAGAGUGGCGACGACUCGCCCCCUGUCCAGGGAAACUCCUCCUUCUCCCUAAAAGGGUACCCCUCCCUCCUCCGGAGCCAGAGCCCCAAGGCCCAGCCCCAGACCUGGAAAUCUGGCAAGCACACCAUGUUGUCUCACUACCGGCCCUUCUACGUGAACAAAGGCAACGGCAUUGGCUCCAACGAGGCACCCUGA